CAUCUAAAGCUCCAAGCCAAGCCAUUAAGCAAGCAGAUGCAAUUGUGCUUUCACCACCUCCUCUGCUGCUGUAAGAAGCUUUUCAGACAGUCCUCCCCCGACAACAUGCUGCUUUCACACCUUACUACAUUACUAUGCACCGUGGGAAUUGCAUUUUCCGCCAAACCAGCGGUUGACAAGUUCCAGCGUUUCCAAUCGCUAUCUCACCCCAAUCCUGUCGACCUAAACGAUGCGACAUACAAUGAGAUCACAGCUGCCCCCCGUGACUACUAUACCGUCGUUCUUCUCACCGCUCUAGAUAGUCGCUUUGGCUGUGCCCUCUGCCGAGAAUUUCAACCUGAAUGGGACAUAAUCGCCAAGAGCUGGAAUAAGGGCAAAGUCGACGAUGUUAAAUUGCUCUUUGGUACCAUGGAUUUUAACAAUGGCAAAGAAACAUUCCAAAAGCUCAUGCUACAAACUGCCCCUGUCGUAUUAUUAUUCCCGCCUUCUAUAGGACCCUCAGCAACGCCAGACGGUUCGCCUUUCAGGUUUGAGUUCAGUGGCCCAAUUUCUGGUGAUCAGCUCUAUACUUGGAUAAACCGUCACCUUCCCGACGGGCCAAAACCACCUUUGGUGCGCCCAGUUAACUACAUGCGAGUUGCUUCGGCGAUCACUCUGUUGCUUGGUACAGUAACUCUCUUCACAGUCGCAUCGCCAUAUGUCUUGCCCGUCCUUCAAAACAGAAAUAUUUGGGCCGCAAUUAGUCUCGUGUCCAUCCUGCUCUUUACCAGCGGUCACAUGUUUAACCAUAUCCGCAAGGUACCGUAUGUCGCCGGUGAUGGGAAAGGUGGAAUAAGCUACUUCGCCGGUGGAUUCUCAAAUCAGUUUGGCAUGGAGACCCAGAUUGUAGCUGCAAUCUAUGGAUUACUGUCAUUCGCAACCAUUGCACUGGCGCUGAAAGUUCCCCGUAUGUCUGAUGGUAAAUCUCAGCAGGUGGCUGUUGUGAUCUGGGGGGUGGUGCUUCUUGGAGUCUACAGCUUUCUUCUCAGCGUCUUCCGAGCAAAAAACGGGGGUUAUCCAUUCUUCCUUCCGCCUUUCUAAGGACUCUGAUCCAUAUGUAACUAGAGUCUCCCCUAUACCGUUUGGUUGAUGCUGGCGUAUCGACCAAGAUGUUCUUUUUUUUAUCCCUUUUCACCUUUACCCAAGCGGGUUUGGUAACCAAAUCGACAUUAUGAGAGUGGCCUGUAUAAAUAAUUUCUUCGCAAUUUACAUUAUGCCAGUUAGAAUCCAGAAUAUUCAUAGUUCUCAAUGAUCUACAGAUCCCCUGUCUAGGAGCCUUCCUCUCAUAUAUAGUCCAUAGUAGUUAACUUUGGUGCUUGCCAACUUGUAUAUUAGAUUGAUGUGGGGCUACC
Messenger RNA from Talaromyces proteolyticus, 1391 nucleotides. Its product is annotated as putative oligosaccharyl transferase subunit. NCBI's taxonomy places the organism in Eukaryota, Fungi, Ascomycota, Eurotiomycetes, Eurotiales, Trichocomaceae. Bases 106 to 1080 code for a protein of 324 amino acids. The transcript is spliced from 4 exons. Gene Ontology annotation, cellular component: oligosaccharyltransferase complex. The record is from RefSeq and is a predicted model, not a curated record.